CAUCGUGCAGCAGAGUAUAGUGCAGCAGCACCAGUUGAACCUGGCGCACCAGUCGCUGCAGAACCUGCAGGCGCAACAGAGUUUGCAAGCGGCUCAGCAGAGUCUGCAAGCGGCGCAGAGCCUGCAGGGAGUGCAAGCGCUGCAGGGGCAGAGUCCCACGGCGACGGGCGGCGCGGGAGUGCCGCAGACAGCGGCCACGCAGGGCGCGCUGGUGCCCCCUCAGCAGUCAUCGCCGCGGGCCGCCUCGCCGCAGCACAAGAACAUGGAGCUCGCGCUCUGUCAAAGCAUGGACUCCGUCAACACCGCCACCACUGAGGAAGAGGUGCGGACACUAUUCGUCAGCGGGCUACCCAUGGAUGCAAAACCACGCGAGCUUUAUCUACUAUUUCGAGCAUAUGAGGGUUAUGAAGGUUCGCUAUUAAAAGUGACAAGCAAGAACGGAAAAACGGCAUCGCCGGUCGGAUUCGUCACGUUUCACACUCGAGCCGGCGCGGAGGCAGCUAAACAGGACCUUCAGCAGGGCGUCCGAUUCGACCCCGACAUGCCGCAAACGAUUCGGCUGGAGUUCGCUAAAAGCAACACGAAGGUCAGCAAGCCGAAGCCGGCAGUUGCCACCGCCGCGCCAGCUGCACACCCUGCAUUGAUGCACCCACUCACUGGACACUUAGCGAGUCCGUUCUUCCCCGGUGGCGGCGAGCUGUGGCACCACCCGCUGGCUUACGGCGGGGAGCUGCCGGCGCUGUCCCACGGGCUCGUGCACCCGGCCAUACAUCCGCAGAUGGCGCCUGUGCGCUCUUACCUCUGACUAGCUGCCGCCGAUAGGCCACACCACACCCCCCUGACGCUGGGCGCCUGCGUCCUGCCUGCGCCUGCGCUGGGUUCGCCGGGCGCCGCCGUGCCGUCGCACGCGCAGCCCCCCGCGCACCCGGCCCACCCCGCGCACCCCGCGCCCCCCUGCUCCACGCUGUUCGUCGCUAACCUAGGGCAGUUCGUCUCCGAACAUGAGCUUAAGGAGAUAUUCAGCAGGGAGCCAAAGGCGGAGAAGAGAGCGAACAGCAUUAGCUCAUUCGUUGCUCUCGGCACUUGACAACCAGCGAACUGAGGGGCGCGCAAUCUUGAUCCUCGACGCAUCGGAACCGCCGGAGAUGGAGCCUACUGCUACGACCAAUGUCAAUACUACGGCUGCUAGGAUCAAGAUUCAACCAACUACUUCUCGUGGGCUAUACAGAACGAAACACACGAUAACUAUCAUUUCGUGUUAACAUCACAAAUCUCGGUAGCCUACUCAUAGACAGCAAUGCUCUCAUCUCCUUCCAACAUUAUUGUUUUCCGAUCCAGCGUCAAGAGUGUGGUGUCUUAAUUUAUACCAAAAUUAGCACAAAGGGUUAUUUUAUUGCAUUAAUAUAACAUUCCAGUUUUAUUGUUCACCGUUCAUAAUAAUAAACAUGUUUAUAAUUAUUAAUUUAAAUAAGUUCUUGAUGUAAACUUUAUUGUUUAUUUAUUGUCGAUAUUUUAUUUUAAAUGUGUAUAAUAAGAUUUAUUUACAACUUAUUGCGAUUCGUUUCUACAAGACCGAUGCAAACAGCUGAGAGGAUUUAUAAUUAUAGUGUAAUAACAGAAAUUAAACAUUUUAGGAUAAAUCUCAUUCGAAUAAGCUAAAAACCAAAGGUGCCCUUCAUAGAAAGAUUACGUUUUGUUAAAUAAUAUUUCAAGUUAAAUGAUUUAAAAUGAAGUUGUAUGUAAUAAAUACGAUGCUUUUGUUUUAGCCUCAAUAAUGUUAGCGUAUUUAAAUGAAUUUCAUAACUAUUUCAAAUUAUAUUUAUCUAAUACUUUCUUAGUAAUUUUUAUAUUGUUCAAUCACUCGUUAAAGCGCUGGCACUCUAGUGUUGGUCUUACGGUCCCUUCUUUCUGUAUAUGGAAUUAUCGGAAUAAUUAUAAAGAUUGAGUAUACUCGACGCGACUGGACAGGGACGCCCCUUGGUGCCGCUUGCUGUGGAGUGCGACUCGCUGCCGCGCCGCCGCCGCGCCGCGCCGCCGCCGCCACGCACCCGCGCCGCCGCCGCUCCUCUCCCUCCCGGCCCGUCUGUUCUCUACCCGUGUCACACACGAACAUUCCUUUCUAUGUGCCUUGCCUACGAUUCCCUAAUCCUUCAAACUUUUUAAUAUUUUUACACUUCAAAUUCUUGUUUGUGAGUUGGGCUAAAGGGAAACGGGAAACAGCAGUAAAGCGGGGCGCGGCGCGGCCGGCCGACGUCGGUUCAGUCUUGUUGCGAGAAUUUAGCCUUGGCCUUAUGAGAGUUAAAUAACUUAAUGUAAUCAUUAUACCUAUUAAUUAAUUGUAAUAAUAUAUUAGUUGGCGCCGCGACGGUGCGCCGACGCCGAAUAGUGAAACAAUUACUCUAUCUGCAUGCUUUGACGAGCUUUUUGGUAAUAAUCUAAUUUUAAAUUUAGUAGUUACUUUAAUUGUGUAAUCGUUAGGUCGAUACCAUAAAUUUAGAUAAGGGUAUUUAUUGUAGAGAAUCGACAUAGUUACAUUACUAUUUAAUGAAAGUUAUUCAUACAUAAUAAUGAAACAAUGUAAUGAAUUUUAAAUUUACUGAAAUGUAAGGGUUAAUCAAAUGGAAGAUUAAUAUAUUUUUUAUUUUUAGCUAGUUGACUAUCGCAUACAGAAUACUAGUUACCUACUGGAUGUAUCGCCGGAGCCCUCUCCGAGCGCACGGCAGUGCGAGAUAGCAAUAAACCAAAAAUAAAAUCUUAAAUGUUAUUUAGGUACCUAUUAGUGACAUAUUCUGCUGAUGUAAACAUGUAAAAAUUAUAUAAAAAAGUAAAAAAAUCCCUGCUUAGGCUAUUGUAAUAAGAUAUUGGAAUAUUGUUUUGUUGACGUUGACGCGACGGAAAUGGACGAUUCACGCCGCCGCCGCCGCCAGCGCGCGCGGCGCGGCGGGCGGAGUUCCGCAUGUGAAUUCUUAUGAAAAUUUCUUAGUCAAUAUUUAAUAGAAACCUUGUCAAUUUUUGACUUAGCAAAAUUUUAUACGUUGUUUAUAGUGACUGUAACUUCACAAUGUACCGAGCGUCGUGACGUAUAGACCAAAGAUAAAGGAUAUACAUAAUUUUAAUACUAACCUCAGACCGUACCAAAUUUGUAUUUUAUAGACAAUCCUGUACUGGCAAUAACUUUUUGCAACGUCGAGGACAUGCGUCUUACGAGGAGUUUGGUUGGACGAUAAAAAAAAUAUCGUGUGGCUAUCAGAUCAGACAUAAAAUAAUAAUCAAUCUUUGACAAAAUCUCGAAUUCUUUAAUAUAUUUAUUCGUAAUAAAUUCAUUGUCGGUUUUAAUGAUUAAGCUAAGUCAAUGUUUACUUAUUUAUUUCGAUUAAUGCUAAUUCGUAAGUAAUUAUGUAAUAAAUAAUGUAGUGAUCUCCCAUACCUUCGGCGGUCGGCGGUCUCGAGAACAGACUUAAAAAUACAACGAAAAGUUAUUUAUUUCUUUUCUGUUGUUAAUUUUUCAGGUUCACUGAUGACCUCAAUAUGCGACUUAGCUAAAGUCUCUUUUCGAUGUGAUUAAUAAAGUCAACUUAAACGAAAUCGAGUCACCAUUGAACCUUGAUAGUUUUGAUUUGCCCACAACGCUUUCGGCCGCCAUUUUGUGUAGGAUUGUUAUAAACAAGAUGGCGGCUGCGCGGCGAGGGCGCGAGGAGACGCCGCCGCCGCCAUGAUUCCGUCCAGCAACCGUAGAUAGCGCGUAAGAGACGUCCAGUGGCUGAGGACACGGCUACGUCACCUUUUGCGGGACUACUCGAUACAUAUCAUCGUGUAAUAUUAAUGUGUAAUUAGAGUAAAGAGCGGUUUCAUAGAGACGUUUAUUCUGUAUCUUGUCUACUAUUUAUUACUUAUAAUGCAAUCGGCUACAUGUCACGCCAAAUUCAAAAUUUUACCAUAUUCAGUUGUCAAACGCUUGCGAUUUCAGUUCUAUACCUGUUUAUAUAAUAUAUAUCUCUUCAGUCUCGCGGAAUAAAUUAUUUGAAAUAGAAGAACUAAAUGAUUAUUCUUAAAAGGUUAUUUUGUAAACGUUUACUGUGAAAUCGAAAAGAUGGUAUUCGGAUCAUCGUUAUUAGGAAGACGCGAGGUCGACAGCGUGACAUUGGCCCGCAUGUGAUAGGGUAGAGUAGGGGUGGUAGCAGCGCCUUGCAACUUAGGUUAAGUGAAGCGGUAUCACACAAACGCCGUGCAUCGGAAACAUAUCAAUUCUGUGCCCCUAAUAAAUUUAGUUAAAUACUAAUAAUCUAAGAGAUACAUAUGAAUAGAAUAAAGCAACAAAAUAGAUGUUUUGAGUAUCAAAUACUGAGUGUUGUUUUCGUACGUUAAAGUAAUGUUGUCGACUAGAUUGUGUUUCGACGUGACUCACAGAAUAGUACCCGAGUAGUGGCGCGCAAGUUUCGAUUACUUUUGUUUUUACCGCUAUUAUAGAUUUUAAAUGUUAUUGUUAUUUUAUAAUAAUGAUUAUGGCUUAAUUACCAAAUUAAUUUUAACACUUGGCUUCAGUUUCAGUAUUAAUGUCCUUGUUUUAACGGUGGCAGGAGUAGGAUGCCACUGAACUUAUUUGUAUAUUGAGCAAAAUAAACAAUACAAACUAUAUAGCUAAGUAAUUAAUUGUUAGAUUUGUGUGACUUGAAUCAUUUAACUGCUUUUAGAGCAAAAUGGUAAGGUGUUAUUGUGGUUAAAGAAAAACAUAAUGACAUUGUAAAAAUAGUGAUAACUAUAGCUUAAUUAUAAUUAUUAUAACUUUUAUAGAUGUUCAUUGAUUUCUUUUCUUACUUCAUGGAGUAUUGUGGCAUUGGAGACGUCAUUGUUAAUUCAAAUAAAUUUGAGCUCAUCCUCAA
Molecule: messenger RNA, 4880 nt
Organism: Leguminivora glycinivorella
Lineage: Eukaryota; Metazoa; Arthropoda; Insecta; Lepidoptera; Tortricidae
Gene: cpo
Product: protein couch potato
Exons: 8
Coding region: 263-805 (180 amino acids)
Molecular function (GO): mRNA binding
Source: RefSeq, a predicted model, not a curated record